AGAGCUGCGCACGCGCACACUGCAGACUGGUGGCUGCGAGGAAUGUUCCUAUAGUUUGAGGGUCGGAUCCCGCCAGCUUUUUUGUUUUUCGAUAUCGUUGAACAAAUAACACCUGAUAAAAAAAAUAAAGAUUUAUUAAUAAAAGGCUUUAAUUGAGGCCAUGAGGACGCGGCGUUUUGGGGGGAGGGGUUCUGAAGACCAAAACCAAGAAGCUUUGAAAAACGUGAUUCACUAGAAGCCCGCCGGGCCAGCAAGUGGCGCGUUCCAGAAGCCCUAAAGUACGCAACCCCUCACUGGCCUCUCCGGCCCACGCAACUCGGCCCAGGUCGCCGACGCUUUUGCAGUAGCUUAGAAAGGGUUCUCGGGCCUCAGAUCAUUCUCGCGAGAACUCACAGGAUUCGAAGUUUGGUGUCGGACAAACGACCGCCCACCAGUAGUCCCGGGCUCCGGUCUCGGGUUUGACGCACGUCUCGGACCCUAGUGCGCCUGCGCGCACGCGUCUCCGCCUCCCGCCCUGGGUCGCGUUCCCCAUGCUACCUGCACGCCUCGCCCGCCGGCUGCUGCGGCCCUUCCUGCGGGGAUCGGCUCCCGCGGCGGCCGGCCAUGGCUCUCGGGGUCCGCUUCUCGAGCGACGUGCGGCCGCGCCCUCCUCCCAGCAGCCGUCGUGCCUGGUACGCGGGCUUUCCCGUGGCUCAGCGGCGCCUGGGGGUUACGAAGGGGGGACUGACGUGGAGGAGCAUUUUCUGUUCCCGGAGUACGUUUCGGAGCCGGAGCCUGCACCGACCGUCGAAGAGCAGCUGCGGGAACUGCAGCAGCGGCAGGAGGAGGAGGAGGAGCGACGGAAGCGGCGGCGGCCGCAGAAGGGACCGCCCGGGAGUCGGGGACACCCGGUCGUGGGACACCCGGACCCGACGGUGCCGCCCAGCGGCCUGAGCUGCUCGGGCUGCGGAGCGGAGCUGCACUGCCGGGACCCGGGCGUGCCCGGCUACCUGCCCAGCGAGAAGUUCCUCAGCGCGGCGGCGGAGACCGACGGCGGGCUGGCGCGAGCCGUGUGCCAGCGCUGCUGGCUGCUGGUGCACCACCGGCGCGCCCUGCGCGUGCAGAUGAGCCGCGAGCAGUACCUGGAGCUGGUGAGCGCCGCGCUGCGGCGGCCCGGGCCCGCCCUGGUGCUCUACAUGGUGGACCUGCUCGACCUGCCCGACGCCCUGCUGCCCGACCUGCCCGCGCUGGUGGGCCCCAGGCAGCUGAUCGUGCUGGGGAACAAGGUGGACCUGCUGCCCCAGGACGCGCCCGGCCACCUGCAGCGGCUCCGGGAGCGACUGUGGGACGACUGUACCCGCGCAGGGCUGCUGCGGCCCCCUGGCCGCCGGGGGCCACGGCACGCCGGCGAGGACGGGCAGCGAGACGGGGCGGAGAAUUCGAAUUCUGCCGCCAGGGCCCGCCCGGUGCUCAGGGACGUGCGGCUCAUCAGCGCCAAGACUGGCUAUGGAGUGGAAGAAUUGAUCUCCGCGCUCCAGCGCUCCUGGCGUUACCGCGGCGACGUGUACCUCGUUGGCGCCACCAACGCUGGCAAGUCCACUCUCUUCAACACGCUCCUAGGGUCCGAUUACUGCAUCGCCAAGGGCGCCGAGGCUAUCGACAGAGCCACCAUCUCCCCCUGGCCUGGUACUACAUUAAACCUUCUGAAGUUUCCUAUUUGCAACCCAACACCUUAUAGGAUGUUUGAAAGACAAAAAAGGCUUAAGAAAGAUGCAGCUGAAGCUGAAGAAAAUCUUAGUCCACAAGAACAAAAUCAGCUUAAGCUCUUGAAAAGGCGUGGUUAUGUAGUAGGAAGAGUUGGAAGGACGUUCUUGUAUUCAGAAGAACGGAAAGAAGAAGCUGCCUUUGAGUUUGAUGCUGAUUCACUUGCCUUUGACAUGGGAAAUGAACCUGCUAUGGUUGCAGAUAAAUCCACCAAACGAGUAGAAUUAACUCCACAAGAUAUAAAAGAUGCCCACUGGUUUCAUGACACCCCUGGAAUUACAAAAGAAAAUUGUAUUUUAAACCUUCUAACAGAAAAAGAAGUAAAUAUUGUUUUGCCAACAUGUUCCAUUGUUCCAAGAACUUUUGUGCUUAAACCAGGAAUGGUUCUAUUUUUGGGUGCCAUAGGCCGCAUAGAUUUUCUGCAGGGAAAUCAGUCAGCUUGGUUUACAGUUGUGGCUUCCAACCUCCUCCCUGUGCACAUUACUUCCUUGGACAGGGCAGAUACUGUGUAUCAGAAGCAUGCAGGUCAUACAUUACUCAAGAUUCCAAUGGGUGGAGAAGAACGAAUGGCAGGAUUUCCUCCUCUUGUUGGUGAAGACAUUACAUUAAAAGAAGGACUUGGGGAAUCUAAAGCAGUGGCUGACAUCAAAUUUUCAUCUGCAGGUUGGGUUGCAGUAACACCUCAGUUUAAGGACAGACUGCAUCUCCGAGGCUAUACACCUCAAGGAACAGUUCUGACCGUCCGGCCCCCUCUCUUGCCACACAUCGUUAACAUCAAAGGAGAGCGCCUCAAGAGAAGUGUGGCCUAUAAAACCAAGAAGCCUCCUUCCCUUGUGUACAAUCUGCAGAAGAAAAAACAGAUGAAGUUGACCUUGUUCACUGAAUAUUAACAUAACUACAUACAUAAAUAUAACCAUAAUAAAGCUGUCUUUGCUCCUACUCUUCUUGAACCACCCAGGACUGUACCUGUUUGUAAUGUAUUGAAUUUGUAUAUACAAGGUUUUUUUUGUAAGGUGUAUAUAUGUAUGUAUGUGACCCUAAUAUACUUAAAAAGUAGUUAAGCUACA
Messenger RNA from Canis lupus familiaris (dog), 2810 nucleotides. It is a transcript of the gene NOA1, whose product is annotated as nitric oxide associated 1. Gene Ontology annotation, molecular function: GTP binding. NCBI's taxonomy places the organism in Eukaryota, Metazoa, Chordata, Mammalia, Carnivora, Canidae. The record is from RefSeq and is a predicted model, not a curated record.